AUGAUGAAUCAUUCACCAGUCACCGUCGGUAACCCCCUCAUAGUCGAUGAUGAGCGUUUGAGUCGGUUUUGUGAAGAAUAUGCUGGACAGGCACCGCAAUCACUGCAAGAAAUUUCUCAGAACAAUCAAAUCCUCUACCUCACAACUCGCGCCAACAAGGCCAACUUGGCUUUUUAUCAUCUACAUUACCAAUUUUCUCGCUCGCUGGAUACACUCUCGGCACUCAAGAUUAUCCCGGGAAGCAAGGCUUGUGACUGGGACCGGUCUUUUGUGCAGGAGAUUGCUCAAUCUGUUGACAUGUAUGUCCAUUGCGAGAUACCUCAUGACGCUAAAUGGGAUCCCGAAACAUCCGACGAGGUAGACUUGGUGACCACAUCCCGGUUUGAAUGUCUCCUUGCAUACUUGAAAAUCGUUGUUCAUCGACACUUGAUUGCUACUCAUCCUCAGCAAGAGCUCAAGGCAUGUCUGGUCGCAUCUAAGAUGCUGAUAAAUGUGAUCGACCACCUCAACAGCCGAGGCUUCCUUGAGCUCAGCGCUACCUGGACACCUUACGUGGUCAAUCACUCCGGCGGCCCUUACAUUCAUCUUUGCCGUUUCUACUUGACACGAGUUUAUGACAGCCUCUUAUCGAGUAGAAUCUUAUGCGGAUGCCUACCGAUGCGUGAAUAUCCUGGCCGCAUUGGCACCUAC
Molecule: messenger RNA, 690 nt
Organism: Melampsora larici-populina 98AG31
Lineage: Eukaryota; Fungi; Basidiomycota; Pucciniomycetes; Pucciniales; Melampsoraceae
Exons: 4
Source: RefSeq, a predicted model, not a curated record